Messenger RNA from Electrophorus electricus (electric eel), 1371 nucleotides. It is a transcript of the gene chia.1, whose product is annotated as chitinase, acidic.1. The record is from RefSeq and is a predicted model, not a curated record. Lineage: Eukaryota; Metazoa; Chordata; Actinopteri; Gymnotiformes; Gymnotidae. Gene Ontology annotation, molecular function: chitin binding. Gene Ontology annotation, biological process: carbohydrate metabolic process. Gene Ontology annotation, cellular component: extracellular region.
AUGCUUGUUUGGCUUCACCCUGUCAUAGGACUGGGACUCCUCCUUACACUUCAAAUAGCUGCUUCUACCAAGCUGGUGUGCUACUUUACCAACUGGUCCCAGUACAGGCCAAGCAGUGGAAAGUUCACAUCUGGAAAUGUGGAUCCAUUUCUUUGCACGCAUGUCAUCUAUACGAUGGCCACUGUCGGCCCAGACCACCAGAUUGCUACUGUCGAAUGGAACGACGAGAUCAUGUACAAGAACCUGAACAACCUGAAAAAUGUAAACCCCGUAAUGAAGACACUGCUCUCAGUUGGAGGUGUGUUCAUGGGUUACAGCCCGUUUAUUGAUAUGGUGGCCAAUGCAGCCAACCGUGCGACCUUCAUCCACUCUGCCCUGCUCUUCGUCCGCACUCAUAACUUUGAUGGCCUGGACUUAGCUUGGGAUUACCCUGGGCAUAAUGGCAGCAAUGCAGAAGACAAGCAGAGAUUCACCGCACUGAUUCAGGAGCUGAGGGCAGCAAUCGAGCAAGAGGCCUUAGACACCAAGAAGACCCCACUGCUGCUCUCUGCCAAAGUGGCUGCCUUAAGGAGUGUCAUUGAUAUUGCUUAUGAGGUCCGUGAAAUCUCAAGCGAGUUAGACUUCAUCAGCAUCAUGACUUAUGACUAUCAUGGAUCAUGGGAAAAAGUCACAGGACACAACAGCCCCCUCUUCAAGAGCUAUUUGGAUAAAGGAAGCCACAUGUAUCACAACAUUGACGCCAGUGUGUCUUACUGGAUCAGUAAUGGAGCUCCAGCUGAGAAGCUACUCCUGGGUUUCCCACUUUAUGGACGCACAUUUCUCCUCAGCUCUACUGAGACGGCUCUUGGUGCCCCCGCCAAUGGCCCUGCCGCCGCGGGUCCAUACACCCGUGAGGCGGGUUACUGGUCCUAUUAUGAGAUUUGCAGCUUUGUAUCAAUGGCUAAAGUAGGAUGGAUUGAUGAACAGAGUGUUCCCUAUGCUACACAAGGAAAUGUCUGGCUGGGAUAUGACAAUAAAGAGAGCUACUCUGCCAAGGUUCACUGGCUCAAUUCCAUGAAUCUCGGUGGAGCAUCAGUGUGGACCCUUGACCUUGAUGACUUUCAAGGACAGUUCUGCUCAGAUGGGGCCUACCCCCUUGUUAACCAUCUACGUAACUCUCUUGGUUUUCCUCCCAAGCCGACCACCACUCAGCCUCCGACCACCACCCCAAACCCCAUAACCUCCUUCUGCACUGGAAAACCUGAUGGCCUGUACCCUAACCCUGCUGAUGAAACCACCUACUUCCAAUGCUUUCGAGGGAACACCUACCUACAAUAUUGCCAACCAGGCCUGGUCUUUAUUGACGGAUGUAAAUGUUGCAAUUGGCCAUGA